Zingiber officinale is the source of this 1634-nucleotide messenger RNA. Its product is annotated as pre-mRNA-splicing factor CWC25 homolog. Bases 67 to 1431 code for a protein of 454 amino acids. Gene Ontology annotation, cellular component: U2-type spliceosomal complex. The transcript is spliced from 4 exons. Lineage: Eukaryota; Viridiplantae; Streptophyta; Magnoliopsida; Zingiberales; Zingiberaceae. Gene Ontology annotation, biological process: mRNA splicing, via spliceosome. The record is from RefSeq and is a predicted model, not a curated record.
AUCUAGGGUUAGCCGGUUAGGAGAGAAAGCCAGAGAGGAGAGGAGGGGGAGAAUCAGUCGGAGGAGAUGGCGUUGAAGUUUCUUAACAAGAAGGGAUGGCACACGGGGAGCCUCAGGAACAUCGAGAACGUGUGGAAAGCGGAGCAAAAGCACGAGGCCGAGCAGCGCAAACUCGAGGAGCUCCGGAAGCAGAUCCAGGACGAGCGCGAGAAGGACGAGUUACGCCACCUCUCGGAACAGGGCGGCUUCGCCCCGCGUCAGGAAAGAUUGGAUUUUCUAUAUGAGUCGGGGUUAGCGGUGGGCAAGGGGAAUUCGGACGGGUUCAAGGCACUUCAAGCACCACCUGCAGAAGCCUCGAGUGCCUCAGCAGCAGAGGCUAGUUCCUCCAAGGCUGGUGUUCUUGGAGCUUUGUUUGAGGACAAGCCACAGUCUGCAAACGAUGCAUGGAGGAAACUUCACACUGAUCCUUUGCUCCUUAUUCGUCAGCGUGAGCAGGAAGCACUUGCUCGAAUAAAGAAUAAUCCCAUCAAGAUGGCUAUGAUAAAGAAAUCUGCAGAAGCUGAGAAAGACAAGAAACACAAUAAGGAGAAACAAGGAAAGAAAAGGCACAAGAGCCAUCGUCACAGUAAGUCAAAGUCUGAGAAGCAUUCAUCGAGACAUCAUUCUGAUUCUGAUGACACGAGGGAUGACCAGGAAGAGAAAAGAAGAGAUCGUCAAACAUCCAUGAAGAAUGAAGAAGGAAAGUCUAAACAUGGCAAAUGGCUGUCAAGAAAUAAUUCAGAUGCAGAAAGAAAAAGAAACAGUGAUCAUUUAACAUCUGAAUAUCACCCACAUAAAUAUGCCAAGAGUGAUCGAUAUUCUCCCAGGUAUACUUCAGGUUCAAGAAGGCAAACUGAAAGUGAGGAAGAAGAUAAGCAAAAGCAUUCACUGCUUGAGCAUCAACAAGAAGAUCGUCGAAGGGGUGAUAGACACUCGUCCAGAGUCCAUUCUUAUUCAAAAUACAAUCAUCAGGAUGAUUCUACAAGAAAUCAUUCUGCAUAUGAACAUCACCAGCCUGAUUCUGAACAAGGAAUGGGAGACAAACACAGGGAAUUCAACAAGUUGAAUGAGCUGCCUGGCAAUAAUCGUCGUCGAGGUGUGCCAAAGAUGUCUGAGGAAGAGAGAGAAGCUCAAUUAAGAGAGAUGCAGCUGGAUGCGGAACUCCAUGAGGAACAAAGGUCUAAACGGUUGAAGAAAGCAGCAGAGGAAGACAGAGCCGAAGCAACGAGAUCAGGCUUUUCAAGAGGCAAGACUUUUCUGGAUGCAGCUCAGAAGAGCAUUUAUGGAACUGAGAAAGGGGGGAGCGCUACUAUAGAAGAGAGUGUCCGUCGUCGAGCUCACUACUCACAGGGAGGUUCUGCAGCCCAUGAAAGCAAUGCAUUCCGGCGGUGAUAAAUCUGAAAGACCAUAUUGUUUCAUGCAAGCUUGUUCUGGCUCUUGCAAUUCGAUAGUGCCCGACGCUUGUUGGGUUGUGUAUGGAAGAUAGCUGCAAAUGUUUUAAAACAAACGUUUUCAGAUUGCUUGUGUUUACUCUUAACACUCCUUUUACUGAAAAAACUCAAUGGAUGUAAAUAAGAGGUAAGCAUUUUCAUCUA